UCAGUCCGUACCGCCUGCGCCCGCGCCGCUCGGUCUCUUCUAUCAGUGACGUAAGGAAUGCAUAGAACAGAAAAAAGAGUGUCGAAAACUUGCAGAGAAGAGUGUGAAAAUAAAUCUUUAGAAGUAACUUAACUUGAAUAGAACAUCUAUACCUACUCUGUGGUUUGAAAAUUUAGUUUUGUGUUAGUAGUGCAGCAGACAUAUCUGAACAUGAGUGAAGACACGUGCAAGGGAUGUCCGGAAAAGCAAAUAACAAGCAACACGGACACCAAAAGACUGGGGUGGGGUGUGCGACACAUACAAGCGGCGUGUAUGUGUGUGUGCGUGACGUCACUAUUCAUGGUGCGCAGCAGCAUGGGCGUCGCCAUACUGGCUAUGACUGACCGACGCGGCGAGAACGAGAAUAUCACGGUAUACGACUGGGACAAGAAUACUCAGGGUGUGAUCCUGUCAUCGUUUUUUUGGGGCUACGUGGUGAUGCAGGUCCCGGCCGGAGUGCUAUCCAAAAGGUUCGGAGGCAAGGCCAUACUGCUAGCGGCGCUGCUCAUCAACACCGUGAUAUCCUUGCUACUACCAGUAUUCGCUUCUCUGGGUGGGUGGCAGUUGACCUGCGCAGCACGCGUGGUAACAGGUCUUGCGCAGGCGUGCACAUUCCCCGCGUCGCACACGCUGCUCGGUCGCUGGUUCCCCGACCACGAACGAGUCAUGCUCUCUGGCUUCGUGUACUCCGGCUCUCAGCUGGGUACAAUCCUGGGUAUGCCGAUCUCCGGCUGGCUAGCAGGCACGACCCUCGGCUGGCCGCUGGUGUUCUACGCGAUGGCGGCGCAACUGUUGGCGGUGGCUGCUCUGUGGCACUUCCUUACCGCCUCCACGCCUGGUGAACAUCGGUUCAUGACGGCUCUAGAGAGGGAAUACAUUGAAAAAGGGCUGAAUACCUCGAAGAAUGAGCGGCGUGUGCGCACUCCAUGGCGUCAGAUCCUGACAGCGCGGCCGCUGUGGGGCAUCGUGUUGGCGCACAUCGGCUGUGCAUACGGCUUCGUGCUCUUCUUCGUCGACCUACCCACCUUCCUCGAAAAGGGACUCAACAUAUCGAUGCGGAGUAGCGCGAUCCUGUCAGCGCUGCCAUACAUCGGCAUGUGGGCGGGCGGCUUGUUCGCGACCAGUGCGUGUGAGCGCGUCUACAACAAGGGGCUGCUCUCCGGCCUCGCCUGCCGCAAGAUCUUCAACACCAUUGGAGCGGUUGGCAUCUCCGUGGGGCUGGUAGGUCUAGCGUUCACUGGCCCGGGACACACCACGCUGGCCAUUGUGUGGCUCGUCGCCGCGCUCACUUUCAGCGGCUUUUGCGCCGCAGGGUUCAUGGUCAACCACUUGGAUCUGUCUCCGAACUUCGCGGGUCUACUGUUGUCGCUGACUAACUUCAUCGCCAACAUCGUCUGCGUGUUCGUGCCUAUCCUCACCAGCUUCCUGCUGCAGAAUGACCCCACGGAUCUAAGCCGAUGGCGCAUAGUGUUCCUGGUGGCGGCGGGCAUGAGCGUUGUCACCAAUGUGGUGUACGUGAUGUUCGGCUCAGCAGAGUUGCAGCCCUGGGAUGACCCCGACUUCCUGGACAAGAAGGUUGCACAGCCAGAGGAGAUGAAUCCCGUGUUGACACAGGAACCGGAGAAGCCGGAGAAAUCUGAGAAGGACAACAACAAAUUGCUCGAGCGGGUUUGAAACUUGGAAUAGAUUUGGUAUGAAGAAGAUCACAAUUUCUAAAAACGGUAUUAAAGUUAACUUUUUCUCAGAAAGAGCUCGUUGCAUUGCUGAUAUUGGUCUGUAAGACGUAGACUGGUAUAUAGUUAUUUUUUAACUUUAGUAAAGUUAUAAUAUUUUUCUUUAUCUGUAACUAACCCAUAAAAAUGAGUUAUAAUGUAAAUACAUUAAUUUAUUAACACCUGACCCAAUAGAGAUAUUUUAUUAUAACAAGUUGUACUAUUAUCUUGUAAAUAUUCUGUUUAAAAACCAAAAAAAAAACAACUAACAUAGGUAAUAUAACAAAUAAUUUACAUAGAAAAUACAAAUCAAAAGUGACAUAGAAAGAAUACAAUUUGCUAACAUAGUGUCGUGAUUUGCGUAUAAUCAUUAGCAUAUUGGUUGUAAGAAUAGAGUUAUCAGUAGCAUAUUUACAGAGAGCAUGAUAUGAUAACAAAUAUGCGAGCCAGCACGAUUAAACAAAACACAUCAGCAUGCAAAUACCGUAAGCUGCCACCACAAAGCACCGUUCGACGAGAUAACUCGUCUCGUCAGAUAACUCGUCGCCGAGACCUCUGCUUACCCACAGUUGGUUGUAUUGGCAGUGCGCUCAACUAUUGUCUAACAUAUCGAGAAUUCAAUUUCCGACUUGUGCUUAGUCUCUCAGUACUAACUUUACAAGGAAACCGUCGUAGUCUCCAUAUGACAGAGUUUUCUGUCAGUGCGGGUGAACAAAUAUCAAGAUAAUGGAGCCAGUUAGUAAAAUGCCCGACUCCCACUGUGAGGUCGCAGGUUCAACAUGGGCCUAAACUAAUGAUGUUCGAGUUUUUUUUGUUAUUGCGGUUUAGAAGAUCAGAUCGCAGUCGCUUCUGUACAAAAAUAUUGGACCCGUCAAAGCCUGCAGGUUAGUUUAAAGGCCUGGUAAAAAAUAUAAUAUAGAAGAAAACGCUAGGAUGAUGUCAAAGAUGACUACUUAAUAGAAUGAAUCGUGAGGAAAACCUAGAAAGACGUACAUUGACCAAAUUGGAGAUGUUCUUAGAAAAGGUUUAGUACGAUCUACUCUGAACCGGCGUGCGUGUAUGAAACAAUGAUGAAUGUGGAGGAAGCAAGAGAAGUGUGUCAGGAUCGCAGCAAAUUGAAUUCCAUAGUCUCUGCUUGCCCCGGUGGGAAAUAGGCGUGAGUUUAUGUAUGUAUGUAUUAAUCGUGACCAUAUAUAAUAUAAACUCACGCUCGUGAUACCCAACGACGUGGAUAGACUCACAAGUAACCAAAGACAAUUUGUCGGCACUAUGGAUACGAAGUCCUAAGAUGAAUAAUGAUGAACCUUAUGGUAACAUGAUUAGAUUCAUUUAUUUCACAUUUAGUUAUACAACACAUUUUAGACACAAUAUAAAUCGGUAACAACAUAAAUAUGAUCGACGAAAAUGAUAAUAAAAGAAUGUCAACAAAGAAGAUAAUAAAUUAAAUCAAAAUGUCAAAAGAUAAUAAAUUAAUAACAAUGUCAUGGCUAAUAAGAGUAAUAAAUUAAUUAUGUAUAAAAUAAAAUUACAUUCAAGUAAUGGGACCAGUCUAUCGUCCAUAACGAUUGUCCACCAUGUUAGAAAGGACAGCGGGAAGACAGGCAGCUGCACGUGUUCUAUGAUUUUUAUUCGCUCCCAAAAUCGCAUCAUCAUCAUCAGCAUCUAUCGUAAAUGAUUCUUGCAGCACUUGUGAGUCUUCGGGUUCCCGCAGACUCACAAGUCCAAAAUAGCAUACUAAUAGUAAUCCCAUAACAACAGAUUAUUAAUACAUGGCCUGAUAUGCAUUAUAUAUGGUGGCAAAACAGGUGUUCUGUUGUGGUCUUGUGGUCUUGCGCAUAGAGAGGAGGUUGGGGGGUGCUCCACAUUAUGCAUUACGAACCAGCUAUUUGUCUGUUAAUAGCUAAUCACAUCAAUAACCUGUAAACCAGAUAAUUAUCCCAAUUUGCUUGUAGGUAUUAUAAAUUCAGUUUACGAUUUAAAUUUGGAGAUUAGAUAUUCAAAUGAAUUUCGUUCCUAUUGUUUUAUUUCAGUAGCCACUGAAGAAUUGUAAAUGUGGUGUCAAUGUGAACAAAAUUCUAAUUGCCUGCAAUAAAGGCUUUUUAUUACACUUUCUUCUUCUCGGUUUUACGACUUAAGGUCACAUACAUGAAUAUCUUCAUCUUGAAUUCUUUAUUUAAAGUAGGGGAAGAUAAUGAGGUCUAGAAAUGAAUAUGAAACGAUUUUUUUACUUGCUGCACAGAGUAUGUCUAUGUAUAUUAGGGUCUAAGUACCUCACAGUUAAUUAUUAACUAAAUA
Molecule: messenger RNA, 4046 nt
Organism: Pectinophora gossypiella (pink bollworm)
Lineage: Eukaryota; Metazoa; Arthropoda; Insecta; Lepidoptera; Gelechiidae
Product: putative inorganic phosphate cotransporter
Exons: 11
Coding region: 211-1713 (500 amino acids)
Biological process (GO): transmembrane transport; monoatomic anion transport
Cellular component (GO): plasma membrane
Molecular function (GO): transmembrane transporter activity
Source: RefSeq, a predicted model, not a curated record